Didymosphaeria variabile is the source of this 1974-nucleotide messenger RNA. RefSeq lists its product as uncharacterized. Lineage: Eukaryota; Fungi; Ascomycota; Dothideomycetes; Pleosporales; Didymosphaeriaceae. Gene Ontology annotation, molecular function: DNA binding; zinc ion binding. The transcript has 6 exons. Gene Ontology annotation, biological process: DNA-templated transcription. The record is from RefSeq and is a predicted model, not a curated record. The coding region runs from base 1 to 1974 and encodes 657 amino acids.
AUGUCUACUGCUGCUGCCGGUCCUGCCAACGACGCGAACCGCCCCUGCAUCUUCCCUGAGAAGCCUCAGCAGGUCUUGAUCUCCAAGGAAACCCUCGAAAGACUUCAGAGGGAGGCUGCUAGAGCUGGGAGCAACCCGGAAGCCUCAUCCGCCAGAGAGAACUCGGACUCGACGUGGACAGCGAUCCCAACCGAGGGUCAUGCUACUAGACACGAUAGCACACUGAUUGCUCGCUAUCAUCAAGGUGAGCCUACCGUCGAGAACGAGGGUUCAUCGACAACACCUACUUCGCAGUUAGACAUCGAUCAGCCACCUGAAUCCAGAUAUGGCUCUCGCGCUGUUAGUGUGCUUGACGAGAGUGAUCGCAAUCAACCCAUCAUCAACCCUCUAGUCUCUGGUCAAUCUUCAUAUGCUGCGGUAAAUACAGGGCAAGCACUUCUUCUUGGUAGCUCGUCGAAUUGGUCGUUCGGUCGAAGAGCCCUCGCGCUGGUUCACAACGCGGUCUUCGCAAGCCCACUAGUGGAAUCGGAUCUCCACUAUGAUGGCUCAACCUACGACCUUGGAUGGGAUGGACGUCGAACCGCGCUGAACGUUACACUGCCAGCGUUACCAACUGUAGAUCACGCCUUAUUCCUCAUCAAUACAGUGAAGUUUCACUGUGGGCAAUUGUUUCACGUCUUUGACAACGAGAUCUUUAUGCGCCAUUUCAACGCAUUCCACGCAAAAGGGGCAGACGCUAGCGCAUGCCCUGAGCUAUGGUACAUUCAUUACCUGAUAGUACUUGCUAUUGGAAAAUCACUCAUUGGUCAAGCGAUGCGCACCGCCAUAGCCUUUGGCUUCCAUACUGACAUGCCCCUGCACCAGCAUUCACCCAAUAUUAUCGAGCGAUGUCGCCAGAUAUGGUGGACAGUGUAUAUUCUAGACUCACACAUGUCCGCUUUGAUGGGCGUACCGAGGACGAUAAACGAGCGGGACAUCAGCACCCAACUCCCUAGAUUCAACCACUCAGCUUAUAGGACUCGCGCUCUGCACAUACACAUCCAACUCGCCAACAUUGAAGGAUCUAUACAGCAAAAAGCCGUAUAUAGCAGAGAAGGACGGACGGGGAUCAAUUUUCUCAACAGUAUCAAGAACGCACUCAAAGCAUUGGCUGCUAUCAACGACGAGCGAACUUCCAGCUUUCCACUAGGGCUGGACGAUUCCGAAAAUGGCAUAUCGAGACUGUCUGCUCAUCUCCAUCUUUUCCACCAUCAUGUAGGCAAGAUCCAUUCUUCGCGACCCGAGCCAUUGCUAACUGUCACAACCAACCAGUGUAUAAUAUUAAAUACCAAACCAUUGCUGUUCAGCUUCCUACAAAAGCGAGUGGAAGCCUUGCGACCGAUUCGCAUCCCUUCUUCUGGAGGAGUUCGAUCAUUACUACGGGUCUGUGUUGGCUCGGCUCGACAAACAACCAAGAUUCUCGCUGCUUUGCAGAGUCAAACUCUGAUCGACACCUUUGUGCCUUUCGAUCUGGAAUCGACUUGGUCUGCAGCAUUGGUGCUUUUGAUCGCAUCAGUCGUCGAUCCUUCCCUUGUGCACGAUACUGCGUCAUCGCUGAAAAUCACUUUCGAUGUGCUCAACGACAUGUCCGCAGUAGGCAACAGCGUGGCAACUUCUCGGCGUGCGGAGCUGGAACGAUUGAAGCACACGCUGAAGGCGCUGGAAAACAUGGGCCAGCAAGCGCCAAUACACACCUCUCCGCCAGCGGCCGCAUCGGACGAGCCUUUGGCAAUGGCAACGAUGAAUCCGAAUCACCCUGGUACAGUCAGGUCGGGAUACUCUGACAUUGAGUACAUGUCAGCGCAUAGCUGGGAUAUGGAAGAUGUUCUGAACAGCGCACAACUGGAGGCUGUCGCUGAAUCAAUGAACUUGAAUGGGCUGGACUGGGGUUGGGCGGCGAGCGCGCUGGAUCAACUCGAUCCUUCUCUGCUGUAA